Aureobasidium musti is the source of this 1170-nucleotide messenger RNA. The record is from the annotation of a GenBank genome assembly. NCBI's taxonomy places the organism in Eukaryota, Fungi, Ascomycota, Dothideomycetes, Dothideales, Saccotheciaceae.
AUGGAACACAUGCGCGAAUGGGUCACAGUCCCUGACGCUCCCUCGACUCCUCAGACCGAUUCCGCUGCCGACGUCGAAGAGGAAGCAGCAUAUGGUGUACCCGCCUCGAUUCAACCCAUUCGCAAGCCUCAGACCGAUUCUGCAAACAACGACCAAAAACGCACCGACCCUUUCCAGUUCGGCACACGCUACUUGGAAGAAGGCGACAACAUCUUUGCUCACAACGCAUGGGACCACGUCGAGACUGACGACACAUACAAAGAGUUCAUCAAGACUCAGGAAGAGUUCCAACGAUCCGCCCCUGUCACAGAUUUUGACAAGAAGCGCUUCAACCAGCACCCCGAGAAGUGGUGGGACAAGUUCUACAGCAACAACCGUGCAAACUUCUUCAAGGACCGCAAGUGGCUGGCCCAAGAGUUUCCAGUCUUGGGAGAGAUUACCAAGGAAGAUUACGGUGCUGCGACCAUGCUCGAAGUUGGUGCAGGUGCAGGAAACACGGCAUACCCAGUUCUCAACCUGAACAAGAACCCUUUGUUGAAGAUCCACGCUUGCGAUUAUUCCAAGAAGGCCAUUGAGAUUAUUCGCACACAAGAGGCAUACCAAAAUCAGACCACUCUGCAGGCAGACGUCUGGGAUGCCGCUGGAACUGGCGAGAACGCCCUGCCUCCUAGUCUGGAAGCUGGCAGCGUUGACGUCGUCGUGAUGAUUUUCAUCUUCUCUGCUCUCUCCCCAAGGCAGUGGGCACAGGCUGUGAAGAACGUUUGGAAUGUCCUCAAGCCCGGUGGUGUGGUUCUUUUCCGUGAUUAUGGCCGUGGUGACUUGGCUCAGGUCCGAUUCAAGAAGGGCCGCUACCUCGAGGAGAACUUCUACAUUCGUGGUGAUGGUACUCGUGUUUACUUCUUCGAACGAGACGAGCUCGCAGACAUCUGGUCUGGCAAGCUCCCAGCAAACAGUNUUCAGAUUGACGUCUCAGAACAUACUGGAGACGAGGAUGAGCUUGCUGAAAGGCUUAAGAACACUGAGAUUUCGGAAGAGAACAAGAUGCCAGCAUUCGAGAUCUUGAACCUGGGCGUUGACAACAGAAUGCUUGUCAACCGACAGAGAAAGUUGAAAAUGUACCGUUGCUGGAUGCAAGGUCGUUUCCAGAAGCCCGCCACUACUGCAAGCUGA